AUGCAACACAAUGAUACAAGUUCAAAUAAUUUAUUUACAAAUAUUGAACGGUUAGGUACACGUGAUUUAUUAUCCUAUGGACAACUUUCAUAUGAUACCAUAUUAACAUCAAUCCAAAAUGCUUUAAUGAUAUCCUUAAUAAGUGAUAAUUUAUGUAAAUCUAGUAUAUUACUUGAACAAAGAACAAAAGAAUAUAAUGAAUUAUAUCUACGUUUAAUUGAACGUAAUUAUAAAUUAAUAACUAAAACUCAUGCAUAUGCAUCAUGUUUAUUUUUACUUGAAAUUCAUGAAGUUGAUUUAAAUUCAUAUGAUAUUUGA
Messenger RNA from Rotaria sp. Silwood1, 318 nucleotides. The record is from the annotation of a GenBank genome assembly. Lineage: Eukaryota; Metazoa; Rotifera; Eurotatoria; Philodinida; Philodinidae.